This is a messenger RNA of Abrus precatorius (Indian licorice), 2646 nucleotides long. RefSeq lists its product as uncharacterized. The transcript has 10 exons. The record is from RefSeq and is a predicted model, not a curated record. Lineage: Eukaryota; Viridiplantae; Streptophyta; Magnoliopsida; Fabales; Fabaceae. Bases 443 to 2524 code for a protein of 693 amino acids.
AUCCUUGCACCUGCCAGCUCCUGAUUCUGCCCCAACGCAUUCGAAUACUUCACCUUUCAGAAAACAAAAUCUCUCUCUCUCUCUCUCUCUCUCUCUCUCUGUGUUUGUGUGACUCUCUCUAUCUCUCUCUUCAUGCUUAUCCAACACUGAACAUUCUUGUCUUUCAUAAACCCCUAUCCAAUUCUGAUUCUUCACAUGUCUCUAACCCGAAUUACCCACUUGUUCUUCUGUGUCGUUAUCCUUCUAAUUCCGCUAUUUGUUCAAAUGGGUUACUUCAAAAUUCCUUCUUUCUCCGAGAUCGUCGAAUAUUUCACCAUUUCAAGUUAUCCCAUUUUCCAAAGUUGAGAUUUUUCUGCAUUUAAAGCAAAUGCAAGAACUUUAAGAAAAAGUGGAUAUUGGGUUUCUUGUUUUACAACUUGAUAAGAUUGUGGGGAGAGAAGAGAUGGCUGUAGGUAGCAAGACCAGAAAUAUGCUUGAAGGUCUGGUAAAAGAAGGAUCAUUUAAGUGGUUGCUUGGCAAGAAGAGCUACUUUGAUGAAGAAUUUGAGGAGAUGGAAAAUUCACCCUCUGCUGGGAGGAAUAUGAUUCGAGAACUCUCUCCGAUUGCAAAUCUAGUUGUUCGUAGAUGCUCAAAAAUCCUUAGGAUCUCUUCAAGUGAGCUUCAGGAGAGUUUCAAUCAAGAGGCUUCUGAGUCUUUGAAGCAUCCAUCACGGUAUGCUAGGAACUUACUGGAAUAUUGCUGUUUCAAGGCACUUUCCUUGACAACACAAAUGACUGGUCAUCUCUUUGAUAAAACAAUCCGCCGUUUAACAUUUGAUAUGAUGUUAGCGUGGGAGGCCCCAGCUGCUGCCAGCCAACCUUUAAUUAAUGUUGAUGAGGAUGUAUCUGUCAGUUUAGAAGCUUUCUGUCGAAUAGCUCCUGCAAUUCCUAUCAUUGCCAAUGUCAUCAUUAGCGAAUAUCUUUUUGAGGUGCUGAGUUCAUCAACUGGGGGCCGCCUUCAGUUCCCCAUCUAUGACAAGUACCUCACUGGCCUAGAAAGAGCAAUUAGAAAAAUGAAGACCAAUUCAGAGUCGUCUCUCCUUUCUGCUAUAAGAUCCUCUAGAGGUGAGAAGAUUCUUGAGGUUGAUGGAACAGUCACUACACAGCCAGUCCUUGAGCAUGUAGGAAUAUCCACCUGGCCUGGAAGGUUAAUCCUGACCGAUCAUGCACUUCAUUUUGAAGCACUUCGCGUUGUAUCAUAUGACAAACCAAAGAGAUAUGAUUUAGCAGACGAUCUAAAACAAAUUGUUAAACCUGAGUUGACUGGUCCUUGGGGUACUCGACUUUUUGACAAAGCAGUCUUCUAUAGCUCAGUAGCCUUAUCAGAACCAGUUGUGCUAGAAUUUCCAGAGCUCAAAGGUCAUGCUCGUCGUGAUUAUUGGCUAGCUAUCAUCCAAGAGAUUCUAAAUGUUCACAGAUUCAUAAGCAAGUAUAGAAUUAAAGGGGUAGCACAGGAGGAAGCGCUUUGGAAGGCUGUUUUGGGAAUUUUGCGUUUACAAGCUAUUCAAGAUAUUAGUUCCACCAUCCCCAUUCAGAAUGAUGCUCUUUUAAUGUUUAAUUUAUGUGACCAGCUUCCAGGUGGAGACUUGAUAUUAGAAACCCUUGCAAAUAUAUCAAACAUAAGGGAAUUAGAUCAAGACAAUGAUUUCAGGGGUGGAAGUGGAAUGUAUUCUAUCUCAGCCUUGGACAUGGUUUCUAACUUGGGAUUUGUAUUUGGAGCAAGUUCAAACAACUCGAAUGAGAGCAGGAUUGCUGUGGGUGAAAUAUCUGUUGGAGAAAUGACUUCAUUGGAAAGAGCAGUUAAAGAAUCUAAAAACAGUCAGAAAAAGGUCAUAUCUGCACAAGCGACAGUUGAUGGUGUUAAAGUUGAUGGUAUUGACACUAAUUUGGCUGUCAUGAAGGAGUUGCUUUUUCCGCUAAAUGAACUUAGGAAGUCUCUUCAAUCUUUAGCAGAUUGGGAUGAUCCAUGGAAGUCAUUAGGGUUUUGUUUGUUCUUCAGUUAUAUCAUAUACAGGGGUUGGCUUGGCUAUGCAGUGGCACUGGUGCUUAUCUUACUUGCAGCUUUUAUGAUCAUUACCAGAUGUUUUAGCCAAGGUAGGCCUGUUCCUGAAGUUAAAGUAAUAGCCCCUCCACCUAUGAAUACAAUGGAACAGCUUUUGGCUGUUCAGAAUGCUGUUUCUCAAGCUGAACAGCUCAUACAAGAUCUUAACAUAAUUCUGCUCAAGUUCCGCGGCCUGUUGCUGUCCAUUUUUCCUCAGGCCACAGAGAAGUUAGCCUUUGGUUUUCUAUCAACAGCCUUGAUUUUGGCCUUCUUUCCUAUUAAAUACGUAGUUAUGCUACUCUUCUUGGAGUUUUUUACAAGGUAUUCACCUCCAAGGAAAGCCAGCACAGAGAGAUGGAGCAGGAGAUUAAAGGAAUGGUGGUUCAGCAUACCUGCAGCUCCUGUUACCCUUGAAAGAGACAAAGAGGAAAAGAAGAAAAAGUGAUUGAUGGAGGAUCUGGUGUGUACAUGGUUUUGUUGAAUACUGUUUUUGUCUUGUACAUAGAGAUGUUUGAAGUGUAAAACUCAUUAGUGGAAGCAAAGUAUCUCAUUGGUUUUCAUUUUUGG